Molecule: messenger RNA, 3174 nt
Organism: Chiroxiphia lanceolata (lance-tailed manakin)
Lineage: Eukaryota; Metazoa; Chordata; Aves; Passeriformes; Pipridae
Gene: SKOR2
Product: SKI family transcriptional corepressor 2
Exons: 9
Coding region: 1-2505 (834 amino acids)
Biological process (GO): negative regulation of transcription by RNA polymerase II; negative regulation of BMP signaling pathway
Cellular component (GO): transcription regulator complex; nucleus
Molecular function (GO): DNA-binding transcription factor activity, RNA polymerase II-specific; SMAD binding; RNA polymerase II cis-regulatory region sequence-specific DNA binding
Source: RefSeq, a predicted model, not a curated record
AUGGCGACGAGCCCGCUGCCCGGCCCCACCGAUAUCUUGCUGCCGUCGCCAUCCAGCGCGUACCCGCCGGACCCCAUGAACCAGCCGAGGGCCGGCCACGCCGCCAUGAAGCCCAACCAGGUGGGGCAGGUGAUCCUCUACGGCAUCCCCAUCGUCUCCCUGGUGAUCGACGGGCAGGAGCGGUUGUGCCUGGCGCAGAUCUCCAACACCCUCCUCAAAAACUUCAGCUACAACGAGAUCCACAACCGGCGGGUGGCCCUGGGCAUCACCUGCGUGCAGUGCACGCCGGUGCAGCUGGAGAUCCUGCGGCGGGCCGGGGCCAUGCCCAUCUCCUCCCGCCGCUGCGGCAUGAUCACCAAGCGGGAGGCGGAGCGGCUCUGCAAGUCCUUCUUGGGCGAGAACCGGCCCCCCAAACUGCCGGAUAACUUCGCCUUCGACGUGUCCCACGAGUGCGCCUGGGGCUGCCGCGGGAGCUUCAUCCCCGCCCGCUACAACAGCUCCCGGGCCAAGUGCAUCAAAUGCAGCUACUGCAGCAUGUACUUCUCCCCCAACAAGUUCAUCUUCCACUCCCACCGCACCCCCGACGCCAAGUACACCCAGCCCGACGCCGCCAACUUCAACUCCUGGCGCCGCCACCUGAAGCUGACCGACAAGAACCCCCAGGACGAGCUGGUCUUCGCCUGGGAGGACGUCAAGGCCAUGUUUAACGGCGGCAGCCGCAAGCGCGCCCUGCCGCCCGCCCCGCCGGCCCCCGCCGCCGCCGCCCCCGCCGCCUGCCACCCGCUGGGCUCGGUGAAGGCGGCGGCGGUGGUGGGCGGCGGGCUGCUGAGCCCGCACCUCCUGGCCGCCCCUCCCGACCUGCACCAGAAGCGGCCCCGCUUCGAGGAAGACGAGGAGCUGCAGGAGGCGGUGGCGGCGGCGCACGGCGGCAAGAGCCCGCGGAGCUACCCCGUCAUCCCGGUGCCCAGCAAGGGCUCCUUCGGCGGCAUGCUCCAGAAGUUCCCAGGCUGCGGGGGGCUCUUCCCGCACCCCUACGGCUUCCCCGCCGCCGCCUUCGGGCUCUGCCAUAAGAAGGAGGAGGGCGGCGGCGGCGAUGCCCUCGGCGGGGCGGCCGCGCACAAGGCUGGCGGGGCGGCGGCGGGCGGCGGGCUCUCGGGGCUCUUCUGGCCGGGCAGGAAGGAUGCCGCCUUCUACCCGCCCUUCUGCAUGUUCUGGCCGCCCCGCACGCCGGGCGGGCUGCCGGUCCCCACCUACCUGCAGCCGCCGCCGCAGCCCCCCGGAGCCCUGGGAUGCUCGCUGGGGGGGGACGGGGCGGGCCUGCUGCGCCAGGCUUUCCUGGACCUGUCGGAGCCCGGCGGCGAGGCGGGACCGCCCGCCUCGCCCGCCGCCUCCGACGGGGGCAGCGGCGGCGGCGGGGCCGGGCGGGUCCCCCCGCACCACCCGCACCUGCUGGAGGCGGCGGGCGGGCGCAAGGCGGGCGGGGGGUACCACCACUCCAGCGCCUUCCGCCCGGUGGGCGGCAAGGAGGACUCGGAGAGCCUGGCCAAGCUGCACGGCGGCGGCGGCCCCCCGCGCUCCGCCUCGCCCCUGCAGCUGCUGCUGCCGCCGCCGCCGCCGCCGCCCCCCGAGGAUGCGGGGUGCGAGAGGCAUCCGCAUCCCCCGCACGCCGCGCACCGCCUGCUCUCCCCCGGGGGCACCAGCUGCAGCUUCGCCAGCGAGGAGAGCAGCGAGGAGGAGGAAGACGAGGAGGAGGAGGACGAGCCCGAGGUGGACGUCGAAGGGCACAAGCCCCCCGAGGAGGAGGAAGAGGAAGAGGAGGAGGAGGGCGAGGAAGAGCCCCGCGGCGGAGACCCUUUGGCGGCCGGCGGCCGCUUCCCGCCCGCCCGGGGGCUGCUGGAGAAGGGGGGCCGGGAGCGCCCUGCUGCCGGCCCCUUCCCCCGGCCGCCCGUCGAGGAGAAGCCGGGGGACGGCCAAGCCACUUCGCAGCCGCCUCCCGGCGCCCCGCGGGCGGGCAGUGGCGGCAGCAGCCCCGCGCACCUCCCGGCACCAGAGGAGCAGCCCCUCUACAAGGAUAAUCAGAAGAGCAAGGAGAGUAAUCAGGUCAUCUUGCCCACGAAGGAGGACACCUUCUCAGAUAAGAACAAGGAGCAUAAUUUUUUCAUCACAGAUUCAGAGCCUUCAGGAGGAGACUUCUGGAGAGAUAUAGCAGGAGAACACACACAAGAAACCAAUUCACCUCAUUCGCUGAAGAAGGAUGUGGAAAACAUGGGGAAAGAGGAGCUCCAGAAGGUUUUGUUUGAGCAGAUCGACUUACGAAGGAGACUGGAACAGGAAUUCCAGGUGUUGAAAGGAAACGCGUCUUUCCCAGUCUUCAAUAAUUUUCAAGAUCAGAUGAAGCGGGAACUGGCGUACAGAGAAGAAAUGGUACAGCAGCUACAAAUUAUUCCCUAUGCAGCAAGUUUGAUCAGGAAAGAAAAGCUCGGUGCACACCUCAGCAAAAGCUAAAGAGGCACAAGAGUUUUUGCAGCUGUUACCUUAUAAGUUAUAACCCAGUCAGAAACCUGACUUGUAUAUAGACUGUGAAAUGGAAGUGUUUGGGGAUCUAAAUAACAAAAAAAAUCAGGUUCCUCUGAACCUAAGGACAAGUGACCUCAUAGUAUCAUGGACAACCAUGUCAAAUAGAAUGUAGCAGCCAUUUAUUAGUAAACACAAAACCACAAAAAAAAAAAAUGCCUGUCCUUGAUCUUUUUUUUUUUUUUUUUUUUGGGUGGUACCAAAGUUUAAGUCUUUGUGUUUUUAGAAGGACUGUUGAAGUUGAUAGAGAAAAUGCUUUUGACGAAUCGUGCAGAUAAGCUGUGAAAGGAACUGCUGGUCCUUUCAGCGCCACAGACACUUGACAACAUCUGCCAGUUCAUCUCUUGCUUUGGGAUAGUGGUUGUUUUAUGGAAAGAAGUGAACGUCUCACCAGAUGGGCCAGAACCAGAUUUGGGUGGACGGAUGGAUGGAUGGAUGGAUGGAUAGAGCAGCGUUAGCCAUACACAGUGCUUUUUAAAAGCAAACUGGAGAUUCUCACACCCCUCUCCCUCGUCCCUUCCCUCCCCUGGUAUUUUGCCUGCUGUACGAAUUACGAUUGUACUCCUCUGGAAAUAUUUUACAAUUUAAUAUUGAGUGUAA